Molecule: messenger RNA, 5772 nt
Organism: Boleophthalmus pectinirostris (great blue-spotted mudskipper)
Lineage: Eukaryota; Metazoa; Chordata; Actinopteri; Gobiiformes; Gobiidae
Gene: rogdi
Product: rogdi atypical leucine zipper
Exons: 11
Coding region: 110-1033 (307 amino acids)
Cellular component (GO): RAVE complex
Source: RefSeq, a predicted model, not a curated record
UCCGAACGCACCAUCGCUUUUUUCUUCCAGCUAGCCAUUAUAAUCCUGGAUCAUUUCUGCAGCUCUGCUCUUAUUUCUUAGUGCUUCUCUUGGAAAAUCAAAGGCUACAAUGUUGAACCCUCAGAGGUCUCUGUCCGAGCUGCCCAAAAUGUCCUCCGCCAGCCAGGUGGAGAGAGCCGUGCUGGUAAGAGCCGUGUUUACGAGUGCUGCUGCGGAGGAAGAGUUCAACUGGCUACUCCGAGAGGAAGUCCACGCUGUCCUCAAGCAGUUGCAGGAUGUUCUCAAGGAGGCAUCACGUCGCUUCACCAUGCCCUCCCCAGGACUGGAGAGCCAGCUCAAGCAGGAGAACUUCAUCUUAGGCAGCUCCACGAUGGACCAGGUGAAAGGGGUGCUGACUCUACAGGGAGAGGCACUGACUCAGGCGGACAUCAACUUGAAGAUGGCCAAGAGCAGUCAGCUCCUGCAUUUUCAGUUCCGGGACGACAAGCACUGGAAGCUGCAGCAGAUCCAAGAUGCUCGGAACCAUGUGAACCAGGCCUUGCACCUUUUGAGCUGUCGAGAUGAGACCUACCACUUUAAAACGGGAGCAGAGGUGAACAAGCUGAUGGACGCGGUGAUGCUGCAGCUGACCAGAGCCAGGAACCGACUGACCACCCCAGCCUCGCUGACCCUCCCCGAGCUGGCCACCAGCGGACUAAUGAAAAUGUUCAGCCCACCCAUGCCUGGAGAUGUUAUGGUCAACUUUUACAUCAACCUGAGUAAGCUGUGUCUGACCGUGUACCAGCUGCACGUGCUGCCUCCUAACACCACUAAGAAUUUCAAGCCUGCUGGGAGCUCUGUGGUACACAAUCCUGGGGCAAUGUUUGAACUGAACAACAAUCGAUUUGAAGUGAGCCACGUGCACAAGGUGGAGUGUGUGGUGCCCUGGCUCAGCGACACCCUGGUCUUCUUCACCAUCUCUCUGCAGCUCUGCCAGCAGCUCAAAGACAAGAUCUCAGUCUUCUCCAGCUUUUGGAACUCGCGGUCCUUUUAAAAGAGUGAAGAGCACCUUCUCCACAGCCACCCCUCAGUGAUGAACCACAACUCUGUCAAGAAGCAUUCAAGCUCUCCUGCUCAAGUCUGCCCCAAGCCUGCUGCACUGAGUGUCUGCAGACUGACCAGGCCAUGCUGUUGUGGAGGUAUUAUGGUGCUCCUUCUAAGAUGAGGCUUGCACAUCAAAAGGAUCUAAGAGACAUUUCAGUACCUCAGUGUUUCCCUUAGGUUUUUAUGGUGGCCCAGGCAAUCUUUGUUUGCAGAAAAAGAGAGAGAGAUUUUUUUUUUUUUUUUACAUUGAAAAAAGAAUUAAAGGAACACUAUCUCAACAUGAAAAAAAAUAUCCUGGAUAUCUGUACACAUAUUGUACAAAUAUGGACAGUGCAAUGUCGUAGGACCAAAAGGAUGCCACCUCUUUUAAUGGAAAUACAAUUUUCAGCCUACAGAGGGCUUAAAUUUAUAGACACUCUGAAACUCACACUCGUAAUGAAAUGACAGAUGGUGUCUUGUGAGAUGUCCUCCUGGAUCUGUAUAAGGGCAUCACUGAGCUCUGAGUUGCUACCAGGCAGCAUCAGAUGGACCCAAACAUAAUGUCCUAGAGGUGUUCUAUCAGGUUUAAGUCAGGUGAUUGUGAGGGCAAUUUCAUUGUAUACUCUUGCCACACGAGGCCGGGCAUUGUCGUGCAUCAGGAGGAACCUAGGACUGGCUGUUUUCUAGCUGGUAGAGGUCUGUACAUCCCUCCAUGGAUCUGCCUCCCCAGACAAUCACUGACCCACCACCAAACCGCUCAUGCUGAGUGAUGUUGCAGGCAGCAUAGCAUUCUCCUUGCCUUCUUUCACUUCUAUCACAGGUGCUCAAGGUGAACCUGCUCUCAUCUGUGAAAAGCACAGGGCACCACCUGCUGUGGUCUAGUAAAUGCCAAUGGAGCUUCAGGGUGCUGAGCACAGGGCCCACUACAGGACGUGGCGCCCUCAAGCCACCCACAUUAAGUCUGUCUCUGAUUGUUUGGGCUAGAGCCCGACCGAUAUGGAUUUUGUUGUGGCCGAUAUGAAACCGAUUAUAAUGGGAGUUGGAGCUGCCGAUAGCCGAUACAAACGUUGAUAUAUUUAGUGAUGUAAAAAUUCACUGUAAAUCUUGAAUUGUUUAAAAAACUUAGGUUUGGCUCUAGUGGAUUCUAAAUUGGGUUUAUUUAGGCAACAUUUAUUGUUAUUCUGACUCUUUACGUCAUAUUUACAGACAGUAGAUUGGCCUAAUGGCAUUUUUGCAUCACAUUCUAGCUACUAGUGAUGGGUAUUCCAGUUUUUUUUUUUUUUUUUUUUGAGAACCGGCUCUUUUGGCUUGGCUCACUAAAGCAGCUGGCUCUUUCGGCCCCCAAGCGACUCUUGAGAUUGUUUUGCUGCAAGCAGGACUAAACCAAAACUGAACCAGGACUGAAAACGGACUAAACCAGGACUAAAACAGAUUUAAACCAUGUGUAAAACAGGACUAAACCAGAACUGAACCAGGACUGUCGGGACUCAGUCUCUCCCUCACUCGAGACCAAGAUUAGUCCAGGUUUAUUCAUUUUAUGCUGAACUGCAGCCAAAUAUGCACUUUUUUUUUUAAUCCUAUGCACACGCAGAUUUCUGAAAGUUUCGUUUUCAGCUGCUGCUGCUGCCAAACUACGGGUCUACAAGCGGCUUGAAGAGAAAAAGUGAGAAAAAGAGAAAACACGGCUCCCAAUAAGAAACAUGCUCCCGUUGUUCGCUUCAAAGAGCCGGCUCUAAGAGCCGCUUCGAUCGCGACCGACCCAUAACUCCUAGCUAGUAAAUAAACUACUGCUAUUAGCCUUUAGCCGUAAAAACGUGCGCGCCGCGGUAAUUAAUUAUAUGAAUAAAUGUGGAUCAUUCACACUUCUAUUCACAGCUCAUUUACAUAUCAAUGCAGGUCCAGUAGCAAAUAUACGGCCAAUAUAGUCACUUUACAAUAGACCAAUAGAAAACAGCCUGUUUAUGUGCGGGAGCUACAGCACCUAAUCGCUAAUAACAAAUAGCCAAAACUAGCUUCAAAGUUAACACAUUUCCAACACUCACCGCUCAUACAGGCUCCUCCUCACAUCACAAGUCUGCACUAAUAAAAGUCCUUUUAAUCCAGAAUCAAACCGAUUGUCGUAAAAAGAAUAUAAUCUCAGUGUUGCGUACCACUGCGGGUGUAAAUAAUAGCACGUGAGUGAAGUGACGUGACUCUGUGGUGUGUUCAGGGACAGUACGGACACACACACAGACAAAUGACUCCGGAGAUAAAUACUGAUGCGGAGCCACAUAUUAGGACAUUUAUCUGUCUGUAAAUUGGAUUAAAUGAACAGAAUGUAGUGAGUCUAAGCUUUAUAACGAGGUAUAACAUGCCCACGUGAAAUAUCGGCCCAUAUCAGCCGAUAUGUCUCCAGGUGCCCAUAUCGGCCAAUAAUAUCGGCCAGCCGAUAUAUCGGUCGGGCUCUAGUUUGGGCCGAGACCUUCACACUAAUGGCCUGCCGGAGGUCAUUCUGUAGGGCACGGGCAGUGCUCAGCCUGUCCUUUUUGCACAAAGGAACAGAUAUGUGUCCUGCUGAUGAGUCGAGGACCUUCUACAGCCCUGUCCAACUCUCCUAGAGUCUCCUGAAAUCUCCUUCAUGUUCUGGAGAUUGUGCUGGGAGACACAUUAAAUCUUUUUGUUACAGCACGUUCAGAUGUGCCAUCCUGGCAAAGUUGGACAAUUUGUGCAACUGUAGGCUUAAGGAAUGGCCUCAUACUCCCAGUAUUGAUAAUUACUGUAGCCAAAGCGGCACUAGUGGAAAACCAACCAAAAAAGAGGGAGAGGGAGAAGCUUGAAAUUACCUCCACAUGCAAAACCAGUCCUGUUUUAGAAGUUUUUAGUGCACCUGUUGUUCAUUUCCAUUAAAAGAGGUGGCAUCCUUUUGUCCCUAAGACAUUGCCCUGUCCAUGUUUGUAUAGAUAUAACAUAUUGUUUAAACAAAGUUACUUGUAUAUAUUUAAGCUAAUACAACAAGCAAAAGGCUUAUUUUUAAUACCAAUUUAUUAGACUGGAUUUCAAGGGGCCACCAUAUUUUCCUUUAAUAAUGGGAAACAAUGAGUUACUAUACUGGUCCAAAAAUUUAAGGGAAAAAUGAAUCCUUAGAAUAUAAGCCAAAACACUAAUGUACAAGUAAAACUCCCUGCACUAAUGUCUGAGUCAGUUUGAUCUAAUAUUAUUAUUUUCUAUAUGAAAAUAUUGGAAAAGAUAGUACUUUUAAAAAUUGAUUUUGUUAGCAAAUUGUGCUCAUUUUAAAGAUGCACUAUGUAAUUUUUCUAUGUAGAUGUUACUGCUUUCCUAAAAUUGUUCCACAGAAUGGUAUCAAAAUGAUCUAUCCCCAUCACUCACAAUAAGAAUGCAUGUUUCAAGGUAUUUUGGGUAAUAAAAACACGUGUAAUCAAACAAAUACAAGAUAGAUCAUUUUAAUGCCACACCAAGGACAACACUCUUCCAGGAAUGUUACAUAGUGAACUUUUAAAUUUGGAUUUUAUUUCAAACAAUUAUUAACAAAUAUUAACAAUUAUUGCCCACAGUUUCCCAGAAUCUUUUUGAUUCUUCACACUUGUAAGUAUGAUACAGAAGUUAAAUCUCAGGGUUAGACUGACUCCUUCAGCUGCGCCUUGUUCUUUACCUGUGACUGUGACCUACACAGAAAGUUUAAAGGUCCUAUAUUAAGCAAAACUACAUUAAGCAAAACUGCCAUGUUGGAAGGUUGUUACAUCCUCAAAAACAUACCUGGAGUGUUUAGUUUCAUUCACAUCUUUGAGUAAUCUAGCAUCACUUGGCUGUCUACAUCUCCAAAGCUCAAAAAGCUCUGUUCCACUUUGUGAUGUUUUUAAGCUUCAAUUGAAUUGCUUUAUUUACCAUACAAUAGAAUAAGAAGUUGUUGCCUUAAAACUGUUGUGGUUUUACCUUUUGUUCAGUUGAGAUUGCCACACAGUGUGCACCAAGCAGUGAAUGCAUUUCAGGCUUAAACAAUACGUGUAACUUCAAAGUUUGAAAAGUCCAUGGUUAGAGAAUAUUCAAAUGAUUCUAGUAUAGGUGUAUGGACUUUAAAAACACAGUGGAGAGUUUUCUGUAUUACCACUUGAUGGCAUCACAAGGUGGAGCAGAGUGUUUUCAGUUUGAAAGAAGAACACAACCUAAAUAUUCACGAAUUGUGUGUUAGAGUGAGUUAAACAAAACACAACUCCAGGUAUGUUUUGAUAAGUAUACAUUAUACAUUAUAACAUAGAUCAAAAUUUAGCAUAAUAUAAGCCCUUUAAAACAGAGUGCACUCCUUCUCUUCAAAGAUAAUUGAGAGCUGGGCAUUUGUUUGUGAAUAUAGUUAACAAUAGAAUGUGAAAAGGUAUACUUAAAUGUAUUCAACCAAGUUAGUCACUGCAUGGAUAAAACUCAGAUAUGAUUAAACUCUACUAUGCUGUGGGCUACAUGUGAACAUAGUGAUGGAGCCACAUCUGAACCAAUCAAACUCAUUUGCCUGUGUUGUUGUAUUAAUAUGUCCAUGAUAAGCUAAUCAUAUUGUGUGUGGUUCGUGUGUAUUUAAUGCAUACCUUGUGUUGUAUUUACUUUGCACUUUUCGUCCAACUCUAAACCUGAACAAACUUGUCUUUUCAUUCCAGUAAGUGUUAUACUACUUUGAAAAGCUGCUUAUGAAAUAAAAUGUGGAAAUUAUAUGUGUGUGCAAUGAAA